Messenger RNA from Phodopus roborovskii (desert hamster), 879 nucleotides. Its product is annotated as polycomb group RING finger protein 6. Bases 1 to 879 code for a protein of 292 amino acids. Gene Ontology annotation, cellular component: PRC1 complex. Gene Ontology annotation, biological process: regulation of transcription by RNA polymerase II. The record is from RefSeq and is a predicted model, not a curated record. NCBI's taxonomy places the organism in Eukaryota, Metazoa, Chordata, Mammalia, Rodentia, Cricetidae. The transcript has a single exon.
AUGGAAAGUGACCUAGUGGUCCCAAAGGGUAGCCUGGAAGACGCCAGAGUAGAGAGAGCAAGGGCCUUGUCACCCCCACUCCAGACCUCACCUCAGGUAAUUGCCACAGCCCACUCAGCUGCCAGGCAGGGCAGGUCUGCCCAGAGCAAGACAGGGACUCUGGGCCGCUCAGGAUCCAGGCUUCUUCACCUGGGGUGGGAGAGGGCCAACCAGGAAGAGCACCUUGUUCCUCUCUCGCAGCUGACACCGUACAUCUCUUGUUAUAUUUGCAAAGGUUACUUAAUAGAUGCAGCAACUAUUACAGAAUGUCUUCACUCCUUCUGUAAAAGCUGCAUCAUAAAACAUUUUGAACAUAGCAACAAAUGUCCAAAGUGCAACAUUGUGGUGCACGAGGCCAAACCUCAUAAUAACCUGAGGUUGGAUCCACAUUUACAAAGCAUAGUGUACAAAUUAGUGGCAGGCCUAGAGGAAAAAGAAAAAAAGCAAAGGCAUGAAUUCUCCAAAGAAAAUUGUCCAGAAACUUCAAAACCUGCUACUGGUCCAAGCGAAGGAAACAUUAUGGAAUUUGUGGAACCUGAUAUGUCUUUAGUACUGGAGUCUAUGGACACUAAUGCAGACAUUGAACAUUUUAAGCCACUGAAAAUGAAGUUUGUGCGAGUCUCAGGAAAUGCAACCAUUGGACACAUAGAAAAGUUUCUCAAAAGAAAAAUGGAGCUUGCUGCAGCUUAUCGGGUAGAUAUCAUGUGUGGUGGUCAGUUGCUAAAGAACUCUCAAAGUCUACAAGAAGUGCAGUGUGCAGUAGGGGAGGCUGGGCUGCAGGACGGUCUACUGGCCCUUUAUUACAGUAUCGUGCUUCCUCCUCUGAACGUGGCUUGCUAA